AUGGCUGAUGGUCUUGGGGCUGUUGCGCAGCUCCUCGAGGCAAGCUUGGAUCCCAGGCAGAACAAGCAAGCCGAACUUGCUCUUCGCCAGGAGGAAAAAAAACCGAACUACUCUCUGCAGCUCCUCCAAAUCACGGCUUCCGCGUCCUACCCUUACAAUACCCGUUUGGCUAGCGCAUUAUGCUUCAAGAACUUUAUUAAGAGGAACUGGACCGAUGAAGAUGGAAACUACAAGCUCCAGGCGGAGGAGGUAACUACCAUCAAGCGGGAGCUGAUAAGCCUGAUGAUCUCCGUCCCUACGGGCAUUCAAACACAAUUGGGAGAAGCUGUUAGCGUUAUCGCCGACAGUGAUUUCUGGGAGCGAUGGGAUACACUUGUGGAUGAUCUCGUUUCUCGACUCCAGCCGAACAACCCCGCUGUCAACAAUGGCGUACUCCAAGUCGCACAUUCCAUUUUCAAGAGAUGGAGACCCCUUUUCCGGUCGGAUCAGCUGUACCUGGAAAUCAAUCAUGUUCUCGAAAGAUUCGGCAGCCCUUUCUUGGCUCUUUUCGAGGGUCUGGAUGCCUACCUUGAAGAGAACAAAUCCAACAAAGACAAUCUUGUUCAGGGAUUCACGCAACUCAAUUUGAUGAUUAAAUUGAUGUAUGACCUUUCUUGCCACGAUCUUCCUCCGAUGUUCGAAGAAAAUAUUUCAGGGAUAGCCUCGCUCUUGCUCAAGUAUCUGACCUACGAUAACCAACUCCUGCACACCGAUGACGAUACCGAGGCAGGACAGCUGGAAUUUGCGCGUGCUGGGAUUUUCCAAGUAUUGACUCUGUACGUGCAAAAGUACAUGGAUGAGUUCAAGCCUCAUAUUGGACAAUUUGUCGAAAGCUCAUGGAGCUUCUUGACACUUAUUGGUCAGGAAACCAAGUACGACAUUUUGGUCAGCAGGGCUCUGCAAUUCUUGACUUCGAUUGCGGGCAUGACCGAACAUGCGGCUGUAUUCCAGGCCGAAGGCACCCUCGGCCAAAUCAUCGAGAAGGUCAUUCUCCCCAAUGUCAGUUUGCGUGAAUCUGACGAGGAGCUUUUUGAGGAUGAGCCGAUUGAGUUCAUUCGUCGUGACCUGGAAGGCUCAGACAGCGAUACUAGACGGCGUGCCGCAACCGACUUCCUGAGACGGCUUGCCGAGAGAUUUGAGGAAUCCGUUACGAGCGUUGUUCUCAGAUACACUGAGCACUACCUUUCUGAAUACGCCAAGGCUCCCGCCACUAACUGGAAGGCCAAGGACACUGCAACCUAUCUUUUCUCUGCCAUUGCGGCGAAGGGAACUGCUACGUCAAGCCACGGUGUGACUGCUACGAACAAACUCAUUAGCAUUACCGAUUUCUUCCAGAAGCACCUUGCGGCUGAUUUGAUUAACGAUGAGGGUGUACAUCCCAUUCUCAAGGUCGACGCCAUCAAGUACCUCUACCUCUUCCGAAGCAUUAUCACCAAGGAGCAGUGGCAGGAAGUUCUCCCUAUGUUGGUCAAGCACCUCGGCUCCUCGGAAUAUGUCGUUUACAGUUAUGCGGCGAUCGCCGUGGAGCGUGUCCUCUACCUUACCGACAGCCAAGGCCAACCGAUCAUUUCCCCUGCUACUAUUACACCGCUGUCUAAGGACUUGUUGGAACACAUCUUCUCACUGAUCCAAAAGGACCAGGCCCCUCAGAAGGUGCAGGAGAACGAGUUCCUGAUGAGAUGUGCGAUGAGAGUCCUGAUCGUCAUCAAGGAGGGCAUUGUGCCGCACACCGACAGUGUCCUUCAGCACCUGAUCACUAUCACGAAAAUCAUCAGCAGCAACCCAAGCAACCCUAGGUUCUACUAUUUCCACUUUGAAGCCCUUGGAGCUUUUAUCCGGUUUGCGGCCCCUGCCAACCCCGACAAACUCGAACAAGCUCUUUACGCUCCUUUCGCAGAGAUCCUCCAAGGGGAUGUGCAAGAGUUCAUGCCUUAUAUCUUCCAACUCUUUGCUGCACUUCUUGAGGCAAACCCCUCGGGAACACUCCCUGACUACUACCAGAACCUGAUUGCCCCGAUCCUGAUGCCUGUCAUGUGGGAGUCGAAGGGCAACAUCCCUGCGCUUGUGCGACUUCUGUCGAGCAUCAUCCACCGCGGAUCUCAAUACAUCAUCCAGAAUGAGCAAAUUGCUCCUGUUCUGGGUAUCUUCCAGAAGUUGCUUUCGACCAAGACCAAUGAAGGUUAUGGAUUCGACCUGUUGGAGUCUGUGGUUGCAAACUUCCCUCCGGCAACACUGGAACAAUACUUUGUUUCCAUCAUGCAGAUUAUCCUUACCCGCCUCCAGAAUUCCAAGACGGAGAACCUGACCCUCCGAUUCGUCCGUUUCUAUCAUUUCGUCUCUGCCCAGGAUGACAAGGGCUACAGUGCUGACUUCGUCAUCCAAGUGAUCGACAAGGUCCAGCCCGAGUAUGUACAAUUCAAAUUUACCGUGGGAGCUAGCAUGCUAACUGCCUCCAGGCUGUUCACUCCCAUCUAUUUGAACAUCAUCCUUCCCGAAACACAAAAGCUCGCUCGUCCGUUGGACCGCAAGACCGCAGUGCUAUCGUUCACUAAAACUCUUGCUAACUCGGAAGCCUUUGCUAACCGGUACAAGAAGGGAUGGGGCUUCACAUGUGAGGCUCUUCUCAAGCUUCUGGAGCUGCCUCCUCUCCCUGCCAGCAAGGAUGACAUCAUCGCCGAGCAUGACGUGGAGGAUAUGGCAUUCGGUGUUGGUUUCACAGCGUUGAACACUGUGCGACCACAGACCAGGGAUCCUUGGCCCGACACGGGCGCCGACCUGAAGGCCUGGACUGGCAAGUAUCUAAAGGAAGCAGACAAGAAGCACAACGGGCGCAUUUCUGGCUUUGUUCAGGAGCGUCUUGGAGCCGAGGCGAAGACAGUGCUACUUAGUUAUAUCGCAUGA
Messenger RNA from Aspergillus luchuensis, 2940 nucleotides. It is a transcript of the gene CSE1, whose product is annotated as putative chromosome segregation protein Cse1. Gene Ontology annotation, cellular component: nuclear envelope; cytosol. Gene Ontology annotation, biological process: protein import into nucleus; protein export from nucleus. The transcript is spliced from 7 exons. Gene Ontology annotation, molecular function: nuclear export signal receptor activity; small GTPase binding. The record is from RefSeq and is a predicted model, not a curated record. The coding region runs from base 1 to 2940 and encodes 979 amino acids. Lineage: Eukaryota; Fungi; Ascomycota; Eurotiomycetes; Eurotiales; Aspergillaceae.